GCGCACAGCGACAACGACGCAGGGAGGAGGGGGAGGAGCAAGGAGAAGAGGAGGGGAUGCGGAGGGCAGGACUGCUUCCUGCGACGUGUGCAAGGUGUCGAAGUGGGAGUCUGAAGCCUACAACUGCACCUGCGCUCAGGGCUACGUCAUCAUGGGCCCCGAGACGUUCGGCGUCGCCUGAGAAGGCCCCGUUCGCGAACCACGUCCUGAAGCUCCUGCUGGAGACCCCCGUCGCUGGCCGCCUGCGCGCUGAGGAGUGCACCCUCGGCAGCUGCGAGCACUGCGAGCACUGCGUCCUGCUGCAGCAGGCCGCGUCGUACAUCAUCUUCACCUUGGGCUCCGAGUUCUUCGACUUAGGUCCUGUCGCUGCCGUCCGCGGGGGUCAUGGCGAUCGUGCCCGCCGUGCCCGCGAUCUGGGAGUGGCAGAGCGAAACGUACGAGACGGUCCAGGAGCCUUCUUCUGGUCGCUGCACGGUGCCACGCUGGCGGAGGGCAUGAAGGCCGCCGGCACCCCCGCCGAGGAGAUCACGGAGGGCUUCUGCAGGGAGCUCAUCCAGGAGGUCAGCGGCAUCUCCGAGCAGCUGCUGAAGGACGUGAAGUGCCUUGGGAAGAUGGCCGAGAAAGCAGUCGCGCCGCCGAAGAUCUUCACCGUCAUGACGGCCUGCGGGGGGGGGAUAGGGAGCGGCAGCGAAAAGGCCCGAAUGGGCGGCCGUGGAGGCGGCUGCAAUCGCAGCGCCUUCCUGUUAGAAUCUGAGCGGCGCGCUGUGGCCGACGCACGUAGGAAAUGAAGUGCGGGGAGCAGCGGUGUGACGGCGCAUGGGAGAGGGCCGCAACGUAAGAUGAGGGUGG
This is a messenger RNA of Prorocentrum cordatum, 849 nucleotides long. NCBI's taxonomy places the organism in Eukaryota, Dinophyceae, Prorocentrales, Prorocentraceae. The record is from the annotation of a GenBank genome assembly.